CAAAGGUUCAGAGGGGAAGCCAUUGGAUAUAAAGAGAGAAAUUGAACACAUCAACUCUCCUCCUCCUCCUCCUCCAUUUGUUUGGUCAAAGCAACAAACAAUGGGGAAUUGCCAAGCAAUUGAUGCUGCAACACUAGUCAUACAACACCCAAAUGGCAAGGUAGACAGAUUUUACUGGCCUAUCACUGCUAUUGAGCUCAUGAAGCUGAACCCAGGUCACUAUGUGGCUCUUCUUCUCUCCACAGCCUUGUGUCCCUCUGCUGAUCAAUGCAGCAACACUACAAUCAAACAAAACCCAGUUCGGGUAACCCGGAUUAAGCUCCUCAGACCCACUGAUACUCUUGUUCUUGGACAAGUUUAUAAGCUCAUCACCACCCAAGAAGUGAUGAAGGGCUUGUCUGCUAAGAAAUUUGCAAAGAUGAAGAAGACCCAGUCAGAUUCUGCAGUGAAGGUUGAAACAAGAAGAUCUGAACAGGAAGAAAAUCAGGUGACCAAACAGAGAAGAAGGACAACAAGGACAGCAAGCCCAGCUAACUCUGCCAUUACUGCCAGAUCAAGAACAUGGCAACCCAAGCUACAAAGCAUCUCUGAGGCUGGAAGCUGAGUCAAUAAAAUCUGUAAACUGUACUGGAGAGUCAGAGAAGUAGACACCCAAGUCCAUGGCUAUGGACUUCCCCAUUGAUUCAACGCAGACCAUUGAUGGAAGCAAUCAAUUUGCUUCAGGAACUAGCACAGCAGUGUACUGCAACACUGUAUAGCUGAGGCUAAUGUCUCCAAAGUAGCUAGUUCUAAUUAAGUAAUGUUCUGUUAUUGAAACACAAUUAACUUCCCCCAUUUACAUAGAUCAAGGUGCUGGUUUGCACAACAUUAAUUUUCACUUCA
Messenger RNA from Tripterygium wilfordii, 882 nucleotides. RefSeq lists its product as uncharacterized. The coding region runs from base 101 to 604 and encodes 167 amino acids. The transcript has 3 exons. Lineage: Eukaryota; Viridiplantae; Streptophyta; Magnoliopsida; Celastrales; Celastraceae. The record is from RefSeq and is a predicted model, not a curated record.